Molecule: messenger RNA, 332 nt
Organism: Geodia barretti
Lineage: Eukaryota; Metazoa; Porifera; Demospongiae; Tetractinellida; Geodiidae
Source: the annotation of a GenBank genome assembly
ACCACAUACACACGGUGUAAUUACAGACGCAACCCAAAUAACUUACUCUCUCUGUUCUGUCUUCGGUGUGGCUAUUCUCAGCAGAGGAGGAGGAGGAUUGGUUCAGUUUCUGGGUCAGUUGAGUGUCAACCUCUCCACUGUCUCGCUCCAGCACACAGGACACCUGCCACCUCACCUGCAGCAAGUCUCACUCUAGAUUCAUCAUAUUCCAAUAGCAAAGGGACCUCCCCCUCAUCCUCUCCAUGAGUUGAGGUGAUGCUCCAGGAAGGAGGACUGUUGAUGCCAUGAGACCGCCAUGUUUGGCCUCCCAGGGAGAGGUCAGAGAGGUCACC